AUGCAGACUUUGUAAUCCAUAAUCUAACAAAGAGUUUUGCAAUAAAUAAACAAGCAAAAAACAGAACCAUUGGAAUCCCUCUAUAUUACUUAUUCUUCAGCCACCAAGAUUAAGUUGGCUUUAGAGGAUGCAGCUUAAGUUAGAAAAGGCAUUCAAAGUGUUCAUCUGCAGAAAUAGCAAUCGGAAGCAUUGAUUUCAAACAGCAAAGAGCCUGUUCUGAAUGUUGAUAACAAUAAUGCUGCGAAUUAACUUAAGAAUGAGGAACAUAAAUAGAGUCCUUAGAAAGGAAGAUUCUUAGUAAGAAAUGAAUAUGGCAACAAAAUGCAAUCUGAGAAUAAAAUUAGCCAUUCAUCAGUUGCUCCCAAUAAAUACCAUAAAAAUUAGUCAUCCUUUGGGGAGGGAGGGAAAAAGAUUAGAGCCGAGGAUAUCUGGAAAAGGAGAAAGGAUUAUGAUCAGAAAGUCAGGCAAUUCCAUUUACCAAAAAUAAAAGAAUAUAAUAGAUUUCAAAACAAUAGUUUAUAAAAAUAACAAUCUGGAUAGUAAACAGCAGAAAUUCAAUUCUCAGAUGUCUUCAAAGAUGAUCUUGACGAUGAUUUGUUGUAGGAAUAUAAUGAGAAAUAUUAUAAAAAAUAACUCUUUCUUUGGAACAAAAAAUAGAAAUAAUUUGAUAUGGCUAACGAUGAUUUAUUUGAUUGA
Paramecium tetraurelia is the source of this 696-nucleotide messenger RNA. RefSeq lists its product as uncharacterized. The record is from RefSeq and is a predicted model, not a curated record. The transcript has 4 exons. NCBI's taxonomy places the organism in Eukaryota, Ciliophora, Oligohymenophorea, Peniculida, Parameciidae.